AAUUCCCAAACAGCUGUCAGCAAAACUUGUUUGUUGACGUUUUCCUCGAUUACCUCAGUCUACUAAUUUUCAAUUCUACAACAAAAAACAAAAACAAAACAACGUAAAAGUCAAGUAACUUUGGUUCAUCAAUUGGUUUGUGCAGCAAUUUAAUAGCCAGGCGGAAGAUAUUACUUUAAUUUUCGCAGUGGUUCUACUUCUCACACACAAAAUUAUUUCAUAGUAAAAAUUUUAAGUGAACUCUAAAAGUUUAUGAUAAAUUGCAGACUAUUGAGUGGAGAAAAGAUUACAAAAUAUUGCGAGAAGAAAAAUAUGUACAACUGUUUGGUUGAACUUUGAUCAACCGACGGAGUGUGACGUGAGCAUUAACUAUGUAUGUAUCAACAUGAAAAGCAAAUAUAAAUAAGAAAUGUAAAUAUUCCGUGACUAAGUAACUUCGCUUGCUGCGAAAACCAGUGCCAGCUUGUGUUCUGCAGGGGGGCGUUUCCAAACGCUUUUCCAGCUUUUCAGUUGCCAUAUACAUACAUUUUCUGCGGUCACCACCAUUGCACCGUCCGCUUUGGAAUUAAGCGAAGUGACAAAAAUAAAAGAACGCAAUAAAAACACGGAGUUGUUGGUGAUACUUAGGAGAGAGGUGAUAGAAGCAGAGCGGAUAAGCAGCUCCCUUCACACGGUCAAGGUAUACAUAAAAAUAUGGAGUGUAAUGAGCCGUCAGCUGGGGUCACAUUGGGCGCUGAAAUGAUUGUUAGCGACAGUGGAAAAACGCAAGCUGACAAGCUUAGUUCAGUCAUAGAUGAGCAGCUACCUAACGGCAAUAAUAUGUUCACAACGCCACCAUCGCCACCGCCCUCGCCCAAAUCGCUGCCCUGCUCGUCAGCCGCCUCAACAAUCUCGUCUGCUGAAUUGCGAACAUCGCAACUUGACGAUCAACCGAUGGCGGAGUCGUUAACUGCUGAGCCUGAGGAUGCUGCAGCGCCCGCUUUGCAGCCUUUAUACGCACAAUUGCUUGAGCAGUGCAUUGAACAUGCCAACCACUUCAGAGAAGAUCCUUCGGAGAAGGGACAGCGUCUGUAUGGCGCGUUUGUCGCCUGGCAGGAUUUUAUACGUUUGGCGAACAAGCUGGUGCUACAGAUAGCCGCUUUCGCUCACAAAUACGACUUUGACGAGCAUACGCCGGGUAAUGGUUAUCGCAGCUUUAUAGCUGUAACGAAUGCAUCUAUCACAUAUGGACAGAAUAUAUGCAAGAAUCUCCAUGCAACGCGUGCCACAAUGUUUUUUCGUAAGAAAUACUACAUGAAGGAGGUGGAGUCAUGCUCGCAGCUGCUCUCAUCGUUGUGCACCUGCCUGCAUUAUUUACUUAUCAUGCACGAUUGGUCAUGCGAUUCGGGUGACUUGUUCGCCAAUGGACAUCAUUCGGCUGAGGAAUUAUUCGAACUGGGCGAUACGAUCAAUCAGUAUGCCUUUUAUGGUCGUUGCCUUGGGUUUCAAUAUGAUAAUUCUAUACGCGGUGUGUUGCGUUUCAUUUCAAUUGGUAUGGCGAGCUUCUCCGAAGUGUUCUACGCUCAAAGCGAGGGUAAAAUAACCAAGACGACACGUGGCCUCUGGACAGGCAGCAAGUAUUUUUUGAAUCCAGAGCAAUGCGCGCGCCGCAUUGUGAAUAUUUCACAGAAUGCUAAAAUCGACUUUUGUAAAGCCUUUUGGUUUCUUGCCGAAUCGGAGAUGAUGCAUACCAUACCGACCAUUGUCGGCAGUUCGGUGAAAGUGAAUCGUGUGAUUGAAAUACCGCCAGAGCGCUUGCAGUUACCGCGUGUUACAAAGUCACAAAAGCUACACACUGCGACCGAUGUAAAUCAAAAUGACAAUGCCGAACUGAUCGAUAUACCUUUACCAACUGCACACAUCGGGCCCGGCAACUCAAUACGCGUGCGCUUGUUGAGUUAUACGCGUCGGGAGGGCAUGAUCGGUGAGGGAAUAUUUGCACGUAGUUGGCGUCGCCUACCAGCACGCAGCCGUAGCGUACUGUUCCAUUGUCAUGGUGGCGGUUUUGUGGCGCAGUCAUCGAAAUCACACGAGCUCUAUCUACGCGAUUGGGCUGCGGCCCUCGACGUGCCGAUUAUCUCUGUGGAUUACAGUCUCGCACCCGAGGCGCCCUUUCCACGCGCACUCGAGGAGGUAUUUUACGCUUACUGCUGGAUGUUGCGCAAUGCCGAGCAUUUAGGCACGACCGCUGAGCGCAUUGUGCUUGCCGGCGAUUCGGCGGGUGCAAAUCUUUGCAUUGGUGUGGCGCUAAAGUGCAUUGAACAGGGUGUACGUAUACCGGACGGCCUCUUUUUGGCCUAUUGCCCGACCUUAAUUAGUUUCGUGCCGAGUCCGGCGCGUCUUUUGUGCCUCAUGGAUCCGUUGUUGCCUUUCGGUUUUAUGAUGCGUUGCUUGCGCGCUUAUGCCUCACCCGAACGUCAGCAGAUGGAGGCGAAUGCAAAACAUGUGUCCGAAAUGUCUGAUAUACGCAACGCAACACCGUCACAAGAACGGCAUUUCACUUUACAAAUGGAAAAGGCGUACAGUGCGGCGUCCAGCAGGCGUACAUCGGCAGCGAAGAGCCCGAUAUCAUCGGUUGCGGAGAAUUCGAAGUGGGAGCAAAUGUUAAAAGAUGGCACUGCAUUGGACAUGAAUGCCAUGGAGGCAGAUGGUGAGACGGAAGAGAGCAGUGAUACUUUUGCGAGCGCAUCCUAUCACAGCCAGACAGUUGAACGUACCGAUUUGCCAUCCGCCGAAGAGGACAACAGUCUUUGUGUUUCCUUCGAAGACGACUCUCAGCCAAUCGUGCACUACCCCAUACAAUUAACCGCCGAAGCGCAAAAAGACUCGGACUCAGAACAGUACAUUGAUCGCUUUUUGGACCAAUAUCUCAUCGACACAAAUACACAAGAGGCCACGGAGCAAAAAGUCAAUGGCUGUAAGGUGACAAACGGCACAACAUAUACGAAUUGUAUCGCGUCAACAAUAGCGCGCACAGCAUCCGAAGAGAAUAUCAUCAUUGAUACCGGCAAAGAAGUGAUCGCCUUCGAAACCAUACAUGGGCGUUUCAAUAACGCCUUCAAUGCGCUUACAACGACCUUCGAUCGUUACACCAAAUCGAGUGAGAUACGCGGCGAUUCGACGCAUAGCGAGCGCAUAAAAGAUUUGCGCAACAUGGAUGCGUUGAUAGCGCGUAGCCCCAGCUUAGAGUUUGCCUUUCAAGUGCCAAAAGAUCCAUUCCUAUCGCCCUAUUGGGCAAGCGAUGAGUGGCUUAAGCAGCUGCCAAACACAAAGAUUUUGACGCUAGAUAUGGAUCCCUGUCUCGAUGAUUGCGUCAUGUUUGCGCGUAAACUUAAGAAAUUGGGUCGCCCAGUGACAUUGGAGAUAUUGAAGGGCCUACCACACGGCUUUCUGAACUUUACAAUGUAUUCGAGCGAGGCGCGUGACGGUUCCAAGCAUUGCAUUGCAAGCCUUAAAGAACUGCUGUCAAUUCCUGCGGAUAUUCCAUUGAAUGGCCAUGCCACAGGAAGUAAAUAAUUAAUGUUGUAACAGUUUCAUAAUAUUUUUACAAUAUACACACUGAAAUACUUUAUAAAUUA
Molecule: messenger RNA, 3617 nt
Organism: Bactrocera latifrons
Lineage: Eukaryota; Metazoa; Arthropoda; Insecta; Diptera; Tephritidae
Gene: Hsl
Product: hormone-sensitive lipase
Exons: 7
Coding region: 694-3555 (953 amino acids)
Biological process (GO): triglyceride catabolic process; cholesterol metabolic process
Cellular component (GO): cytosol
Molecular function (GO): triacylglycerol lipase activity; sterol ester esterase activity
Source: RefSeq, a predicted model, not a curated record